ACUAAAUUCCAUCCACUGUACUGGAGAAGAAUCAACAAUCACUAACUGCAGUAGAGGAUCUCUAACAGUCUCCAACCACAGCAUGACAGGAGCCAUCUGCCACUCCUCAGAAGAUGAAAAUUCGAUUGGUAUUAUUAGCAACUGUACAACUGGUGGACUCAGACUAGUAAAUGUGAUCACUAGGAGGCCUAAUGCUCAAAGCUUUGAUGGAGUUGUCCAAAUGUGCAUAAAUGGACUGUGGAAGCCAUUGUGUCACAAUGAGACGACUGAUAAUGAGGCCAUCGGGAAAGUCACUUGUGACCAGCUUGGUUUCGGUAAACAAAGAAUCCAUUCUUCUAAAAGUAUUUCUCAUCAAAAUCCCGGAGUCCACCUCAACCUUAACUGUAACGGCAGCGAAUCUAGCCUCCUAGACUGUGCACAAAUCAUACAUUUGAGCAAGUUCAGGCUGCUUACCUGCAACUUUAAUACUAAAGUCCAUUGCUCUGCUCCUCCUGUUCGGAUUUCGUCGCUAACUCCAGAAUCAGUGAAUACAGUCGUAUCUGAAGGUUCUUAUUCACCUGUUAAACUCACCUGCUCUGCUACUGGUACCCUACCACUUGUUGUGCGAUGGAACUUCCUAUCGACUAAUCUCACGGUUGCAUACCUGAGGACAUUCACCAAUACAGUCAGCGGACCAAACCUUACAUCAGUAUUGACUAUUAGUGAUCCAAGUCCAGCUAGCAAUGGAGAAUAUGAAUGCAUUGUGGAGAAUAGCCACGGGGUAACCAGAUCCAGAAAAUCGAUAGUAACAAUUAAAGUUCCUCCAACAAUUGAUGUGGAGUCUGAGCCCUUUGCUGAAGAAGGAGCAAGUGCAGUCAUGCUAUGUACUGGAGAGGGCUAUCCCGCUCCUCUGCUCUCAUUCUCAAAGAACGGAGUGAGGAUCCUCACUUCCUCUUCCUCUUGUCACAUGACCAGCAAUAGCGUGUUCCCUGGGGUGUACAGGUGUACCCUGAGUUACAGUAUUACUAAUGUCAAUAUGUCGGAUGCUGGCUCUUAUAUUUGCGAAGCGUCAACUAACGGAACGUUCCCAGUCCAAUAUAAAACAACAUACUUAUCUGUUUGGGGAGCUCCCAAGGUGGUGAAGAAACCAGCCAACACAACAAUCUUCCUUCAUCCAAGUGACUCGGGAGUCGUUGCUAAUCUAACGUGUAUCGUAAAAGGUUUGCCAUUACCUGUCAUUGACUGGUACAGGAUUGCAGAAGGAACACUCAGGAGUCUCAUUGAAGGAAACAGCGAAGAGAAAAGAUGGAGGAUUGUAACUAAGAGCUCUCUAUCAGAGUCUACAGUACAUUCCAGUUUACUUAUCAGUAACAUUAGAAGUGAAGAUCAAGGGAUGUAUCAGUGUAUUGGUGCCAACAGUUUGGGAUCUGUUAGGACCGAGGCUAGUCUAUACGUACAUGCUGCCCACUCAGCCAUCAUACAAGCCCUUCCAUCCUCUGUACUGAUCGAAGGAAGCAAACUGACUCUUCUCUGCAGUGUAUAUCAUCAACUCAGUGCAAAAGAAUACGCUAGUUUUACUUGGACUAAAGAUGACGAGCCCAUAAAGCAGAAGAUACCAUUCAACUCAGUGAUGACAUUUAAAUCAAUCUCACUCGCAGACUCUGGUCAAUACCAGUGCAUAUACAGGACAUCGACCGGGCAGACUUUAAGAGCAUCCAUUAACAUAAGAGUAGAAGCUCAUCUUAAAAUUCAGUUAAAGGGUGACAGCCCUGUAGUGUUUGGCCAUAAGAUGUGGCUCAUGAUAGAAAGCAACAAACCAACCAGUGGAAUCCACUGCUCCGUAGGAAGACUAACAAAGGACUGCUCAUCUGGUGAAGUAACUUUUGAUGAUCUAUCGUGCAGUAUCCACAAUAUUGAGCCAUAUCCUCUCUCGCUCACCGUCAAUGCUACAAGUGCACUUGGUGAAGUCUCUCUCAUUGUGAGAAAGUUUUACAUGGACUCUCCUCUCCUUUGCUCUGUCCAUCUCAUUAAUGAAGGGAUAACAGUCAAUGGUAGUCAAGUGAUGGUGGAGUUUACAGGAAUGGGACCAGUCAAAUACUACAAGUGCAGUUUGGACUCAAACAGACCUCGUUUAUGUAGCAGCCCAUUGGUGUUGAACAAUGUUUCUGGAGGAUAUCACACUCUGACUAUAAGGCCAAGAGGUUGCUACAGCAGAGUUGAGAAACCCCUCUCUGAAAGCUUCAUGAUCGCUUGAGAUCAAAGAAAGACAUUGCAAAA
Amphimedon queenslandica is the source of this 2256-nucleotide messenger RNA. RefSeq names its product hemicentin-1-like. The record is from RefSeq and is a predicted model, not a curated record. Gene Ontology annotation, cellular component: membrane. The transcript is spliced from 11 exons. NCBI's taxonomy places the organism in Eukaryota, Metazoa, Porifera, Demospongiae, Haplosclerida, Niphatidae. Gene Ontology annotation, biological process: cell-cell adhesion. Bases 83 to 2233 code for a protein of 716 amino acids.